AUUUUUACAAAGCUUAACUGUAUAAAUAAAGUUUUUAACAAAAAACCUGAUCAAAACUUUAUGCGCAUGCGCCAAAUAAAUCAAGCGUCUUGGUCGGACGUAAACACUUUGAAACUCUUUUUACACAUAUAGAUUAUGACUGAGUUUCGUAUUCACACGAGAGCAUUAGGGGUUAUUUAAUUUCAAACUAUAAAAAUAUUUUAACUAAACAUUUAGAGAAAUAAAGGCGCAAAAAGAUGAUUAAAAGAUAAAAAUAAACACGGACUGAAAGCAAAUAAAUUACAAUAAAUCCAUAAAGUCUAGAUGAUCGUUUCUAGAGUUUAGGUCAGAUUAUUGCGGGCAGGAUUCAACCUGGAAGUGGUUCUCUGCCGUCAGCAGCAGCGACGGAUGCCGCGGCGGGUCAAACACGAGGGAGUGCGCAGGUGCGGAGCGGCUGUAACCGCGGCGCAGGUCCUCACCCGGUUCCCCGGCUGUCACAUUUGGCCGCUCGCGCGCCUUCUCCACGCACGUGCCCGCUGACACCAUGCAGAGAUUUGGGGGCUGGAGUCGCUGUUGGCGGCUGCUGAGAUCCAGCUGUCAGGGGGCAGCGAGCCCCCCCUGCAGAAGUUACAGCGCUCUCCCUCCCCAGGGCUGCGGCUCCUUCGGCCUUCUCUUCGACAUCGACGGGGUGUUGGUCCGCGGCGGGACGCCCAUCCCUGCAGCGAAACGCGUCUUCAGGAAGCUGGUGGACCGCAGAGGGAGGUACAAGGUUCCGGUGGUGUUCGUCACCAACGCGGGGAACUGCAUGCGGGACACCAAAGCGGAACAUCUGUCCCAGCUGCUGGAGGUGGAGGUGUCUCCAGACCAGGUGGUGUUGUCCCACAGUCCUUUGAGAGUCUUCUCCAAGUUCCACCAGAAGCACGUUCUGGUCUCGGGUCAGGGUCCGGUUGAGGACGUGGCACACAACUUGGGGUUUGAGGAUGUGGUUACCAUGGAUACGCUCAGAGAGGCCUACCCGGUCCUGGAUAUGGUGGACCAGAGCAGACGACCCAAGGACUCUGUGAGUGGGACUGAACCCCUCUGGUCUCGGCUCAGACGGUUCCAUGUUGGGUUCAUUGUGAACGUUGUGUUUCAGGUUCCUCCCACUAGAGGUUUACGACCAAUAGAAGCCGUUGUUUUGUUCGGAGAGCCGGUCCGAUGGGAGACCAAUCUCCAGCUUAUUGUUGACGUUCUGCUAACAAACGGAGACCCGGACAGACCCUGGAGUACGGCCCGGCAGCCCCACAUCCCGGUUCUGGCCUGCAACAUGGACCUGCUGUGGAUGGCGGAGGCGAAGAACCCGAGGUUUGGUCACGGCAUGUUCCUGGUGUGCCUGGAGAAUCUGUACCAGAAGGUCACGGGCCGCCAGCUGCAGUACGAAGCGUUGAUCGGUAAACCCAGCGUGGUGACCUACAACUACGCCGAGCUUCUGAUCCGACAGCAGGCCGAGAAGCUCGGGUGGAGUGGACCGGUGAAGAGGCUGUACGCCAUAGGCGAUAACCUCAUGUCAGAUGUUUACGGCGCCAACCUCUACAACCAGUACCUCCAGGCCCGUCGUCAGAGGCGGGCUGACGGAGGAGGUCCAGCAGGAGCCGCGAACGUGUCCCCGGCAGAACUGGGUGGAGCUGCUGACGUGAACGGGUCGGAGGCGGAGCUCCCAGAGGCCUGCAGCUCCAUCCUGGUGUGCACAGGAGUGUACAGCAGAGACCAGCAGGAGGCGCGGCCCGGCACCGAGCGCCACGUCUACCACGGCCACCGGGACUUCCGCUUCGACCCGGGCCUGACGCAGCCGUCCUUCCUGGUCCACGACGUGAAGGAGGCGCUGGAGCUGGUGUUCCAGCAGGAGGGGCGGCCCCUGGAGUAGCCAGCACCUCACAGAACCUCUGAUGUUUGCCAGAGCAGAGCGUCCAUCACUGCGACCUCAGCCAGAAUGUGCGGUUUAAGCACUGAAACACAGGAAUCAGUGAUGAAGUGCAGAUGUCGGAUGAAGAGCUUUUGUUUCUUUAAGGCAGACGUUUUAAUUCAGUUCUUCCUAAAAACGGCCAGAAUGAUCCAGAGAGGCUCAGAAGUUUCCCUGCGUUGGUCACAGAGGAGAACGUCUGACAUCGUCCUCAAAUAUUCUGUUGACAUCAUUCGAACAGCAGGAGGGAUUUUAUUCUGAAGGGAAGAGGAGCUGAACGCAGCUUCAGUUUCCUCAGCAACAGUCAGGAAUGUUUUCUAAAUAAAAGCACUUCAACUUUUCAAAAUAAAAGCUUCAAUGCUAAAAACUCAAACGAGCAUCAGAGGCCCGUUUUUCACCCCAACACUUUGCCCCCUCCUUCAGCUCGCUCUGCAGCCACACUUUUUGUGCGUGGGGGCGCUGGCGUGGAGGGGGCGGGUGCUGCCCCUUAGGGGCGCCGGGCUCUGCGAGGCCUCCUCCGCCACGCUGGGGCCGUUACGGGCCAUGAGCUCCCGGGCCAUCAGGACGAAGGCGGCCUCCACGUUCUGAGCCUCCAUGGCGGACGUUUCCAGAGCCGCCAGCACGCCGUUGUGUUCUGCCAGCGUGCACGCGUCCUCAAACAGCACCUGUCGCUGCAGGUGGAGGUCCGACUUGUUGCCUGCAGCAGAGCAGAAACGUGGAGCACAAUGAGUCAGCACGAUGCCAAAGACAUCCUUCUGUUUGUGUAUGUGCACAUGUACACGCGUGUGCACAUUCAUGCAAAAACUAAUUAAAACCAAUCAAAAGAAAAAGAGCCCUGAUGAAGAAUUUCUCAGAUAAACGUUUCAUAUUUUUCUAGAUCUUUGAUAUUUUUUAUAAAAUAAUGUAGUGCACAAACAGAGAUAUGCCUUAAAUCUUAAAAUCCGUUCUUCACUGCGAUUUUGUCUCAGUUUCCUUGUUUUCAUCUCUUCUCAGAGCUUCUGUUCGGGUUUUUCUUCCGUUUGAAUGAUUUUCUCUAAAACGUGCCGACAGAAAUAUGUUUUUUGGUGAGGAUCUGCUGGUCGUACGGCUCAGCCGAUGGGUCCUGGAGUGACGGCCGGCUCUGUUUUUACUGACUUCUCUCAUUCUAUCUUAUGUAUAUUUUUAAUACAUUUCUGAAAUGUUCUGUCAUUUGUCAAAUCAAUUAAAGUGAGAACCCUAAAGUCAAGAAGGUGGAAGGACUUUUCUGCUCAUCAAGCUUCCAUCCGCCUCUGCACAGAAACAGAAUCUAAUUCAUUUACAUCAUUUUUGUUUCAUUUAUAGUUUUACUAAAUACUUUUAAACGUACUCAGAAUAUCUGUGAUUGCAGCCCUUUCAAAAUAAAAGAAUAUUUUGCAUGCAGC
Molecule: messenger RNA, 3318 nt
Organism: Oryzias latipes (Japanese medaka)
Lineage: Eukaryota; Metazoa; Chordata; Actinopteri; Beloniformes; Adrianichthyidae
Source: RefSeq, a predicted model, not a curated record